Dissoconium aciculare CBS 342.82 is the source of this 490-nucleotide messenger RNA. RefSeq lists its product as uncharacterized. NCBI's taxonomy places the organism in Eukaryota, Fungi, Ascomycota, Dothideomycetes, Mycosphaerellales, Dissoconiaceae. The transcript has a single exon. The record is from RefSeq and is a predicted model, not a curated record. Bases 113 to 397 code for a protein of 94 amino acids.
GUGAACAUCUUCCCAAAAGCACUCCAGCUACAUCGAUCGCUCUUCCCACCGAACCGGGAUCGUGACUUCCUCAAAACACUUCCACGACCGACGUUCGUCACCGCCGAACGCAAUGUCGUCUUCGUUGUCGUGCCAAUCGACUCUUCCAACUCCGGACAGACCAUCAUCACCAUCCAGCAUGUCAACCGCGAGACACAUACCGAAACUUGAGAGAGCAGACAACGAUGUUCUCUUCCUCUUCAGCAACCAACUUCUCUGCUUUCGAUUUGCAUAUUCAUACACUUCCGAGCCAUCCCUCGUAAGCGUACAACAUCUUGGAUUCUCCAUACCAUUCGUCAUCGGGCCUUUCCGAGAAAUAAGUCAACAUGUCCGACGCGGAGAAUAUCGAUCCAGGUGAGAGAGAGAGAGAAAAAGAGAGAGAGAGAUCUGGCGACAACAUCGCAUGAGAAGUCCUCGUCGGCCACCGAACUGAUAUCCUCGUCUAGCAUUC